Messenger RNA from Cottoperca gobio, 2969 nucleotides. RefSeq names its product angiogenic factor with G patch and FHA domains 1 (gene aggf1). Lineage: Eukaryota; Metazoa; Chordata; Actinopteri; Perciformes; Bovichtidae. The coding region runs from base 231 to 2468 and encodes 745 amino acids. The record is from RefSeq and is a predicted model, not a curated record. Gene Ontology annotation, biological process: vasculogenesis. The transcript has 15 exons. Gene Ontology annotation, molecular function: nucleic acid binding; protein binding.
AAUACUUCCGUUGUGUGCCAGUAGUAAUUGGCGGUUUCGUACAGGGUGGACAGUAAACAUUACCACGGUUAUAACUGUAACUCUCUAAUAAUCAUCAAAACAUGUACUCGAGUAUGUCGGAAAUACAGAGCAGUUACAAAAUGUUUAUUUUCAACUUUCAGGUCGGUUUACGUGUCGUGCUGACCGGAAAAUUACUACCAAAGAGACGAAAACGACGCAAAUGUUGAACUAUGGAGAACGAAGUUGGAGAAAAUAACACGGAGUCUAAAGCGACUGAGCUCCGUCUGAAAGUAGAGUCGUUGAAGAAGGAGCUCCACGAGUGCAGAGCCGAGCUAACAAAGUUUCAGAAACAACUGAAGCAGUCCGAAAGACUGCAGAAGACCACAGAGAGCUACAACGAAGACCUGAGGAAACAGGUUGACCAGCUGAGCGCAGAGAUUCAUGAACGGAAGAAGAAAGAUAAAGACAGAGUCGACAGUGUAACUCAGACAGAAGAAUAUGAAUGGACAGAAACUGAUUAUUACAACUACUACUAUGGCGGCUACUCUCAGAACCCAGACGUUUCAGACACUCAGGAAGGCCUGAACACAGUAGCAGCAGUGGAUGUAGCAGAUGGCAGCGAGGCAGCAGAGGUUUCAACACCAAAUGAAGUAGCAGUUGCUGAUGCUGAUGCUGAUGCUAACCCUAAGCCUGAAGGCAGUGUUGCAGUCACAACAGAGGAGAGUGAUGCAGGAUCCAUAGCUGAUAUUUUGAGGGCCACUGCUGAAGAGGCUAUGACACAGACCGGGUUUGUCUUUGAUGAGACUACUGGGUUGUACUAUGACCACAGCACAGGCUUCUACUACGACUCGGCCAGUCAGUUGUAUUAUGAUGCCAACACAGGCAUAUACUACUGCUAUGAUGCAGAGAGUGGACGAUACCAAUUUCAUUCCAAGAUUGAGGUGACUGCUGCACAAACUGCUGCAGAGCCUUGCCGAGACAAGAUCACUGAAAAGAAGAGCAGAAAGUUGAAGAAAGGGUCCAAGAAAACGUCACACCAGGACGAUAAGGUAUUCCAAUUCGAUGAGGUAAAGUUGGAAGAAGAAACGGACUGGGUCGAAAAGCAAACAACCAAGAGGAUCUCAGAAUCACGAAAAUUGAAGCGAAAGUCUCGCAGUCCAGAUGUGCGUAGAAAAGUCUCGUCUAAACACCGAGAGGAGAGGGAAAAAUCUUCGUCAAAGAGGAAGAAGCAGAAAACCGCUUCACAUGAUGAUAUAAAGGGUAGAUCAAAGAAAAAAAGUAAAAAAACCAAAUCAAAAAAACAGAAGAAGAAGAAAAAGAGCCCGGCUCGGAGCGAUGAUUCAGAGGAAGACAGUGAACCAGAAGAGGGUGAGAUCACAGAGUCGGAGAAAGAGGAGUGGGAGUCCACUCCCUCGUUCUCAUCAUCUUCUAGCUCCAGCUCCAAGGAAAGCCCAGAGUCAGAAAUGGAGACUCAGAGCCAUGAAGUCAAAGACAUUUGGCCGCCCUGUGUAAGAGUGACAGUGGUCAGAUCUCCAGUGAUGCAGGUGGGCACUCUGUUCAUCAUCACAGCUGACUCUUCAGCCACCAUUGGCAGAGAGAAAGACAUGGACCAUGCAAUCCGAAUACCAGAAAUGGGAGUCAGCAAGUUCCACGUAGAGGUGUAUUUUGACCAGGAGCAGCAGGGCUACAUGCUGGUGGACCAGGGAAGCCAGAAUGGAACCGUCAUCAAUGGCAACAGGAUCUUGCAGCCCAAAACCAAGUGUGAGCCACACGCACUGAUGCACGGUGAUGAGGUGAAGAUGGGAGAAACUGUGCUCUCCUUCCAUAUCCACUCAGGGACUGACACCUGUGAUGGCUGUGAGCCUGGUCAGGUGAUGGCCCACCUCAGCAAGCACAGGAGAGAGGAGAACACAGGACCUACACUCACUAAAGAGGAUAAAGAAGCACUGAGACAAAAGGAGCUGAAGCAGAUGAAGGCCAAAUAUGGCCUGCAGAGCAGUGAGUAUGAGGAGGCCAAAUCCCUGAAGAACCCCAGAUACCAGGACCGAGCGGAGUCUCGACGACAGACGGUCGGCAGCGAGGGCGUUUUCCAGCGAGACGAUGCACCCGCGUCUGUUCAUCAGGAGAUCAGUGAAGUCAAUAAAGGACGGAAAAUGCUGGAAAAGAUGGGCUGGAAGAAAGGAGAGGGACUGGGUAAAGAGGGAACUGGCAUGAAAAACCCGAUCGAACUGAAAAUCCGAAAGUCCCAGUCAGGUUUGGGGGCUGGUGCCACCAUGUCUGUAGACGGCGCCUCUAUGACCAGAUCAAAGUCCCAGAAGAACUGGGAGAAAGCGCGGGAGAGAUUUGCUGAUUCGUGCCAGCCUGAUGUGCAGUCACCUAAGACACAGAAGAACAAAGCCUGGGUCAAAGGAGAAGAGGCUGAAACUACAAACACACAAGCUGGUGUUGAUACAGACGGACACAGUUAGGAAUAAGUGAGAGAGAAAUCCCGAACGUCGCUGAAGACCCCAGUGACCAAUCUGAACUGGUUUUCUCUGUUUUGAAGAGAACAGAAUAUGACCGCAAUUAUGUCACCCUGAUUUUUCUGUCAGUCCACUGGUUUUCCAAUGCUGUGCAUCAACAGGAUUUGUAAAGUCACUAUCUGUGGUUGUAGAAUGUGUUUUUUUCCUUCUCCUCCAUAAGUGAACUGUGUGAAAUGUUUACAGUUCAUAAAACUCUGUAGAGCAGCAGAGUGCGUGUUUCAAGGUCCAAUGUGUCUGUAGUCCAACCUACAGUAGGGCAGCGCUGCCUCCCAGAACAAAGACGACAUGAAUUGCCUCAAGCAAAUAUUGACACGUAGAAGCUAUAUUUCUCACAAUGAGAUCAUACGAUGGUGACACAACUGGAUCUGUUGAAGACAACCCUGCAAUUGAUCAUGUUAAACCAGUCUCAACGGCUUGGUGCGUUGUAUAUAAAUAUUUGAACAUGAA